AUGAGGCACCAGGCCGGCAGAGGCUUGGUGGGGACUGGGGCCCAGAUCCGGUUUAGCCAUUCCCUGCGCAGCCUCGCACUGACCCAGCCCCACUGUCCACCUCGCGGCAGUCACGCCACCACUCCGUACCAGCGUCCAGCUGCAGCGGUGGCGGGGACCGUGCCCCUGGGACUCCGGGAGGAGGGGCGAGAGGACGACACCGGACCCCUUGCGCGCGCGCGCGCGCACACACACACACCUGCAGUCCAGGACCUGAGGUUGGGUCGGGGUUCGAGUCCGCUUCGGGGUUCGAGCGUGGUUCCCCAUCCCACCCACCCCCAAUCCCGGGGCGCGACCUCGCCGUUCUCUGCGAGCCGCUGCCUCCAACUCCACCGUCUAAGUCCAAACUUUUCGGACUUUGAAUGUCUGGUUCCCCGCGUCUCUGUCCCCUCCCCGUCUUUGACUCCGUCCCUGGUUCUCUCCCCCGGCCGCAUCCUCCUCCGUCUGUACUUCUCGCCCUGCCCCUUUCCCUCAUCACUGCCCUCCUUCUGCCUCUUUCUCCCAUCUCGGUCCUCCUGUUUAUCUCUCUGCCCUCGCUCUGUCCCCCCUCGCCCUCCUCGGUGGCCGAGCCGAGCCAGGCCCCAGACGGCGGGAAGGCGUCCGGGCGUCCGGCCGGGCUGGGCCUCGGCCUGGCGGCUGGGCCCGCGUGGGGAGCGGCAGCUGUUUGCCAUUAGCCCGGGACCCCGCAGGCCCCGCCCCCCCAGCACGGGGCGGGGCCACCCUUGCCCCCAUCUUUGGGGCGGGGAGACCCCAGAGACGUCCGGGUUUGGCUGGAAGGGAGGGCUUCAGGGAGACCCCCGGGACGUUCGGGCCCACCGGGGACCCCGCGCCUCUUUCCGUGUCCCGUCUUGGAGUGUCCUGCCUCCCUUUUUCUCCAUCUCUCCUACCCGGUGUUUCCUUUUCUGUAUCCCUAGGGUCCCAUACAGGGAGAGGGGCUUCAGCCGCCACACUCCCCACCUCCAUCUGCUUUCUAGACUUGCAGUCAUCCUAGCACAUAGAGGGUGGUCAGAUGACUGGAGACCCUCAGACCUCAGUCUCGGCGUUGAAAGACAGACGUGGAGAGAGAGGGAGGGAGAAGUGGAGCGAGACCCAGACGGACGUGGAGAGACUCGGAGAGACAAGGAGAGACAAGGAGAGACGCAGAGAGACGUGGAGAGACUAAGCAAGAGGCGAGCAGGGUGUGAGACAAGGACAAGCUUGGCCGCCCCUGGAGCCCCAGCCCCGCCUUCAUGCCUGGCAGGUGCCCCACCUGGCCAGUCCUCCCAGACUCCCCCUGACUUCAGGCUCCCAUAUCUGCUCUCCCCAGGUCCGCCUCAGCCCGCGCUGCAGGUGAUCUGA
Molecule: messenger RNA, 1377 nt
Organism: Lutra lutra (Eurasian river otter)
Lineage: Eukaryota; Metazoa; Chordata; Mammalia; Carnivora; Mustelidae
Exons: 5
Coding region: 1-1377 (458 amino acids)
Source: RefSeq, a predicted model, not a curated record